Rhinolophus ferrumequinum (greater horseshoe bat) is the source of this 2100-nucleotide messenger RNA. It is a transcript of the gene GALNT12, whose product is annotated as polypeptide N-acetylgalactosaminyltransferase 12. NCBI's taxonomy places the organism in Eukaryota, Metazoa, Chordata, Mammalia, Chiroptera, Rhinolophidae. The coding region runs from base 63 to 1802 and encodes 579 amino acids. The transcript has 10 exons. The record is from RefSeq and is a predicted model, not a curated record. Gene Ontology annotation, cellular component: Golgi apparatus.
CGGGUCCCGGGCUGCGCUGCAGCCUCGGGGCGCGCCUAGCGCUGGCAGCGGCUGGCGGGCGCAUGUGGGGGUACGCGGUGCGGCGGCGCUGCCCACGGGGGCUGCGGCGCGGCCGGGAGUCGCUGCUGGUGCUGCUGGCGCUGCUGGCGAUGGUCGCGCUGGGCUCGGUGCUGCGGGCGCAGCGCGGGGCCAGGGCAGCUGAACCCGAAACCCCGCGCACCAGGCGAUCCGGCCGGCGCGACCCGGUCCUGCCGCGGCCUCCGGUGCCCGAGGACGCUCUGGGAGCGCGGGGCGAGGCGGUGCGACUGCAGCUGGAGGGCGAGGAGCUGCGGCUGCAGGAGGAGAGCUUGCGGCUGCACCAGAUCAACAUUUACCUUAGCGACCGCAUCUCGCUGCACCGCCGCCUGCCGGAGCGCUGGAACCCGCUGUGCAAAGAGAAGAAAUACGAGUAUGAUCGUUUGCCCACAACUUCUGUUGUCAUAGCAUUUUAUAAUGAAGCCUGGUCAACUCUUCUUCGAACAGUUUACAGUGUCCUCGAGACGUCCCCAGACAUUCUUCUAGAAGAAGUUAUCCUUGUAGAUGAUUACAGCGAUAGAGAGCACCUGAAGGAACGACUGGCCAAUGAGUUGUCGGGGCUGCCCAAGGUGCGCCUGAUCCGUGCCAACAAGAGGGAGGGCCUGGUGCGUGCCCGGCUGCUGGGGGCUUCCGCGGCGAAGGGUGAUGUGCUGACCUUCCUGGACUGCCACUGUGAGUGCCACGAGGGGUGGCUGGAGCCACUGCUGCAGAGGAUCCGUGAGGAGGAGUCUGCAGUGGUGUGCCCUGUGAUUGAUGUGAUCGACUGGAACACCUUUGAGUACCUGGGGAACGCUGGGGAGCCCCAGAUCGGCGGUUUCGACUGGAGGCUGGUGUUCACGUGGCACAUGGUGCCCCAGAGGGAGAGGAUGCGGAUGCGGUCCCCUGUCGAUGUCAUCAGGUCUCCAACAAUGGCUGGUGGGCUGUUUGCUGUGAGUAAGAAAUAUUUUGAAUAUCUGGGGUCUUAUGACACAGGAAUGGAAGUCUGGGGUGGAGAAAACCUUGAAUUCUCCUUUAGGAUCUGGCAGUGCGGUGGGACCCUGGAGAUACACCCGUGUUCUCACGUUGGCCACGUUUUCCCCAAGCAAGCUCCCUACUCCCGCAAAAAGGCUUUGGCCAACAGUGUCCGUGCAGCUGAAGUGUGGAUGGAUGAAUUUAAAGAGAUCUACUACCAUCGAAAUCCCCACGCCCGCUUGGAGCCCUUUGGGGACGUGACAGAGAGGCGGCAGCUCCGUGCCAAGCUCCAGUGUAAGGACUUCAAAUGGUUCUUGGAGACCGUUUAUCCAGAACUGCACGUGCCUAAAGACAGGCCUGGCUUCUUCGGGAUGCUCCAGAACAAAGGGCUAAGAGAUCACUGCUUUGACUAUAACCCUCCUCAUGACCACGAAGUCGCAGGUCACCAGGUCCUUCUGUAUCUCUGUCACGGGAUGGGUCAGAACCAGUUUUUCGAGUACACGUCCCAGAAUGAAAUUCGCUAUAACACCCACCAGCCAGAGGCCUGUGUAGCUGUACAGGCAGGAACGGAUAUUCUCAUCAUGCAUCUCUGUGAGGAAAAGGCCCCAGAGAACCAGAAAUUCAUCUUGCAGGAGGAUGGUUCUUUAUUUCACAUACAAUCCAAGAAAUGUGUUCAGGCUGAGAAGAAGGCGUUCAGUGACAGUUUUGUACCACUUUUACGAGACUGCACCAACUCGGAACAUCAGAAAUGGUUCUUCAAGGAAAGCAUAUUAUAAAAUGUCGUUGUACCCAGGAGACCAUCAGAGGAGAUGGGGGACCCCUGGACUCUGUGCCCAACAGAGACUUAGCUAAGUCCAGUGACAGACUCACCAAAAACUUGGCUACUCUACUUCAUAAGGAAAUCAUUGUACAGUUUGUGAAAGUGAUAUUAGAUUUAAUAGAAUGUGAAUAAGCUUUGUACUGAUUUUGAAAACUUUAAAAUUGUUCCCAAAUACCGUAUUUUCAAAGGGUAAUGAUAAAAUGUUAAUUCUUGGUAUUCAGAAAAUUAAAAAACUUUAAAUAUUUUUCUAUCAA